GAGAGAGAGAGAGAGAGAGAGGGAGAGAGAGAGAGGGAAUACUACAGCUUAUUCGCGCCCACCCAGUGUCCCUCCUCCCUCCUUCCUCUCUCCUCUUCCUCUACCAACUCGCCUGUGCAUCACUUUGUCUCGAGUAACUCUAACAUUUGUCCACGUCUCAAAGAAAAGCUGGACACUUGUCUAUGACUCUUUUUUUUUUUUGCUUUAAAUCCACCUCGUGUAUUUUAAAGCACAGUGGACAGUCAGUGCUGCGUGUUCAAGGCAGUUAUUCAGCCCUUUUAAGCCUGCUUUAAUUAUGUUACACGUAAAGGAGCGUUCGUGAAGCUGAGCGCUUUACUGGGGUAAAAAUGACGCCGGCUCUGUGAAGGAGACCAGCGCGUAAAGACAUCUGCGCAAAGUUGGCCAUGGCAGCUCUCCGGCGGAAGUUCGGCGAGGAUUAUCACCAGGUGGUGAACCCGGCUCGCGGAGGCGCGUUCGCGGCUCCGGUGAAGAAAAAGCGGCAGCGCUUCGUGGAGAAAAACGGCCGUUGUAACGUGCAGCACGGCAACCUCGGCGGCGAGACGAGCCGCUACUUGUCCGACCUCUUCACCACGCUGGUGGACCUGAAGUGGCGCUGGAACUUGCUUAUCUUCAUCCUGACGUACACGGUGGCCUGGCUGGUCAUGGCGUUCAUGUGGUGGCUGAUCGCAUACGUGCGCGGCGACCUGGAGCGCGCGCGCGACUCGUCCUACACGCCGUGCGUGGCCAACGUGUACAAUUUCCCGUCGGCUUUCCUCUUCUUCAUCGAGACCGAGGCGACCAUCGGUUACGGCUACCGCUACAUCACGGAGAAGUGCCCCGAGGGCAUCAUCCUGUUCCUGUUCCAGUCGCUGCUCGGCUCCAUCGUGGACGCCUUCCUCAUCGGCUGCAUGUUCAUUAAGAUGUCGCAGCCGAAAAAGCGCGCUGAGACGCUCAUGUUCAGCCAGGACGCCGUGAUCUCGCAGCGCGACGGCAAACUCUGCCUCAUGUUCCGCGUGGGCAACCUGCGGAACAGCCACAUGGUGUCGGCGCAGAUCCGGUGCAAACUCAUCAAGUCUCGUCAGACUCCUGAGGGCGAGUUCUUGCCGUUGGACCAGUGUGAGCUGGAUGUGGGAUUUGGGACAGGAGCUGAUCAGCUCUUCCUCGUCUCUCCUCUGACCAUCUGCCACGAGAUCAAUCCCAAGAGCCCCUUCUUCGACCUCUCGCAGAGAUCGCUCAUGAACGAGCAGUUCGAGAUAGUCGUCAUCUUAGAGGGCAUCGUAGAGACCACUGGUAUGACAUGCCAGGCACGGACUUCCUACACCGAGGACGAGGUGUUGUGGGGCCACCGCUUCUUACCCGUCAUGUCUCUAGAGGAGGGCUUCUUCCGCGUGGACUACUCGCAGUUUCACAGUACGUUCGAGGUUCCCACGCCACCCUACAGCGUGAAAGAGCAUGAGGAAAAAGGUUCGCUUCCUUCUCCACUCGCUGUGCCACACCGUGAACGCGUCUUCUCCGUCAACUGCUUGGAGCUGGGGGCGGAGCAGCCCAGCCUCGGAGGCAGCUCCUCCUGCAGGCUGCCCAGCAAGCUCCAGAGGAUGAGCUCGUCUGGGAAAGAGGAGCUGCCCAAGAAGGUUCUGCGUUUGAGCUCCCAGGCAUCGGAGAAGGCGUCCAGCACAGGCGAUUUGCCCCUCAAACUGCAGCGCAUGGGCUCCGGUCCCGGCCAAUCAGACGACUUCCAUCUCAAAGCCCUCAGGGUGGGCUUCGAACCCAUGACCAUGUCCACCGGAGACCUCCAGCAGAGGAGCCUUCCCCCGAUGCCAUCACCCAUCGCCCUGCCACACACUCACGCUCCUCCACAUACUCCUCUGCCCUCAGCUGGAGCCAGAAUGGAGGAUAAGCUGCCUGCUAAACUGAGGAGGAUGAACGCUGACCGCUGAGGUCACAGCGACUUCGUUGUUCUUUGUUGCUGAUCCGGGACUUGACACGAUUUCAGUCCUGCAUCAGCAGGAAAGAACAACUUCUUCUAACAUACAUAGAGCAUAUAUAAGAGAGGUCAGAGGUCAUGGAUGAACUGCAGAUAAAAUCCUGACGGAGAGGUGGAUGGACUGAUCCAUGCAUGAACAGCAGGGGGUAUUUAGUCGUUUGGAUGCGUGUAUGUUUGUAUCCGUUUCACACACUACUGGACUCUAGAUGGGACUCCUGUUAUUUUGGUCCGUUUGCACCAACAGGUCAGAACCGUUAAAGAUAAGAAAGGCCGCACUUUACUCCGGUUACAUCAUCCAAAGGUACUAAGAAAAGCUGCUAGUUAGUACAUCCAUACGGAACUCGCUCACAUUUCUACAUUCAACACACUUUUAUUUGUCAUGUUUGCUAGUUAAUUGAUGCACCUUAGUGUCUAGGGAUGCCUACAAGACAAAACUGUCAAAUUGUCACAAAAACAAAAUGAUUCCCAUUUCUCUGUAUCAGGCAUAUAGGCAGAAAAAUAAUGCAUGCAGAAUAAAUAGCUUACAGAGAAGACAAAAGCUCCUAAAAGGAAACAAAAUUUCUCUCUCUCUCUCUCUCUUUUUCUCUCUUUUUCUCUCUUUCUCUCUCUCUCUCUCUCUCUCUCUCUCUCUCUUUUGCAGUAAUCAAGUUGUAAACAUUUCUAGUUUGUUCUGGCACUACAUUUUUCAACAGGGUUUUUUUGGUUGUUGUUGUUGUUUUUACAUCUGAGCAAGGCAAAUUGCAUUUGCAUAAAUGACUAAAAAGAUGUCAAAGAUGUUCCCAUAGAUUUGCUUUGUGCGGCUCAGCAACGAUAUUUGUUUCCACCUCAAAUACUCCUGACCUGGCUAACAUCCAGUUAGCAUGAAGCCAGUUAGAAUUUUGGGUGCUAUAGGGUUAAGAUCAUGUUAAGUAAUGUCACCACUGGCAUGCUAAUUAAGAAUCUUAUCCCACAAACCAUAUUGUUGCUUAUUUUUGUCUUAUGUAGUGGUAGACGAGAGUCCUGCUUUUUAGUCUAGUAUCAUGGCUAGCAGACAAUAAAUAUAUUCAAGGUUUCUUUGGCUUAUUUUCUUAUUGGACACUUUUCUAAAACUGUUUACAGUGCUCAAAAACUCAAAACGCACAUGUUUAAACACCAUCAGUGCACUAUUACAGCCAAAAGUAUGUGGACACCAGCCAUAUGUUGGACUUAGACCAAACAUUUGCAACAAAAUUGGAAGCAGAAUGUAUUUGUAUGAUGUAGCUUCACUGGAGCAAACACUGUUCCGGCAUGACGAUGCCCCUGUGCACAAAACGAGCUCCAUGAAGACAUGGUUUGCUAGCUGGAAUGGAAUAACACAAUUAUCUGAGACAGAACUUGGACCUCAACCCUAUUAAACCCCAUGAACUCCAUAUUAACGUCAUGCCUUUGGAAUAAGAUCCUCACUAAGCAUAUAUGGCCAUCAUGUUCAGGUGUUCACAUACUUUUGGCCAUAUAAUGUAUAGACAGAUAUCAAAGUACAGUAUAGCAAACAAGCGUCUACGAAAAUCUACGAUACACCUGGAAAAUCUUCAACUUGCUGUUAAUCAGCGCUGAACUUAAGGGACCGUCAACAAAGUGCACGUAAUUAAAAUGCAUGUUCUGUGAAAAUGCCAAACCUUCAUUAUUAAUGACUACAUCUCUAAACAAUUACAGUAACCAAAGCAGCCCAGACGACCUAGCCCAAUCAAAUGCAGCAUAAAUGUCACUCGUUUUCAGGAAAUAAUAUGAGCAGAAUUUCACUAAAAAACGCAUCGAAGCGUGAACAUUUUGACAACGGUCCCUUAAUAUCCAUUUACCUGCCAGUAAACCAUUAAAAUAGCUAUUAAACCUAGUCUAGAUAUGAGUAAGGUAUUUGAAUGAAACCAUUUUGAAUAUUCUUGUUAUUGGACGUGCUGCAAAUAUCGCAUACAAAACUCAUUUUACCUUCAGCGCUGCACGGAUAAAGGUCCUUAUUAACACGAGCUGAAUAUCAUAAAUGGUUUAUUAUAUUCUUCUUUCUAUAUUAUGCUGCUUCUUGUGUAAUAACUGCUGCCCUGUUCUAGUGCAGGAAGCAGGAAUGAAUGCGAAGCCUGGAGUGUUUCUGUUGCUCUACAGUUUCCAUAAAUAACAAAAAAACAAACAAGACCUUUUGAGUGACACAAGAAAGGAAAGACAAGUUUGGAAAAUUCCUCCAAAACACAUUAGUCGCCAUCUGAUUAUGCUGACGUCAACGCAAGUUCAUUACGAUUAUGACAGAUCGAAUCGAUAAACGACCUGCUCUUUAAGGUGGUUACCAUGGCAACAGCUUAUAGCUUGUAAUACCUGUGUAAAAACUAGUAACAAAAAAAAUAUAACAUAAUAUAGUUGAUGUAGCGGAUUUCAUUUCCACCCAGAAAGCUAUUAACUUGUUGGUGCAACGGACCCCUAGCACUCUAGCACACACACACACACACACACUCACAAAUCAUGUGUGCAUGCAGUUACACUUCACCAUCUCUGUGUAGCACCGUCUCUCAUCAUAGUCCAUUAGUUUGGAUAUGAAUAAAUUAUAUUUAAGAGGCUUCGUUUGUGGUUAUUAUUACACUUAAGCAUCAGGUCAUGGUUUAAUAAACUAAUGUGGCAUCUUUCUACAGUCUUUAAGGAAUAAAACGCAUGCUGUUAAGACAAAAAAAGACAAAUCAAAUAUAUCAAAUACAUAUUUGAUAUUUGAGACAAAUCAAAUAUAUAUAUAGAUUUGUCUUUUUUUUGCCUGAAAUACUGCCUGAGCUGCUGCUUGAGAGAAUGAAUGAAUGAAUGAAUGAAUUAAUUAAUUAAUGAAAACCUUCUGACCAAUCAGAAUCGAGAAUUCAUCAGCGCUUCUGUGCUAUAAAGCCAUAUUAACUCCUAUGAAUUAUUCAGCAUCUACUGUGGGGUGUAGUAACGAGCGUGAGAAAUGUAAAUCUGGAUUCGUCCGGCUCCUGGGUCAUUAAGGGGUUAACGCUCUGUAAUGACACUGAAUUUGUGAUCCAAAUGACCAUAUUGCCACACUUUUGAUGUGCAGGUGCAUUAUCCAUAGACGUGGGGUUGCGUUCGACAUCAUUUCCUUUCACUGUUUAUUCAUGCACUGCAGAUGUUUUAUUCAUGUUAUAUCAAGACUGAGCCGAUGUUGCAUGAAUAAAACAAUGUUGGGAAACAAUUAUUAUUUUGAGUUCCAGCCCAAUUAGACAUAUGAGAUUCAAAUGCCCUUGAAAUAAACAGUAUUUUUCACACUCGGGUUGCGGGAAAGAAGCUGCUCUGAGCAGAUGCCUAGAAAAGUAAUGUCAUGCCUGGAAUUGUUAAUGUAGCACUGCCCACAUCAUGGACGGGUCAGUGAGACUCAUUAUAAAUUAGCAACGGUAGAUCAACUAUAAUUCUGAAUAAUAGCUGAACAAUGAAAAGUGAAAUCCUGCUUGAUUUCUUGCUCACUCCUUGGCUUAGAAAGAAGUAAAAGUGGUGGCCUAUCGCAAAAGGAGGCUGAGAAGAGGACAAGCAGUUUAUUAGGAACAGCAAACAUUUCCAAAAAAAAAAACGUUAAUGCAACAUCAGAAAAACAGGCAAACUGGUCAAUAAGCAGCGAGCAGGACGAGGAUGAGGACGACUGCAAACAUUUCUGUCUCUGGAUCAAAGAUGUUCAGAAAGAUUAGCCGAUUUCCUUUAUGCGGCUUAGCAGUGAUGUUUGUUUGCAUCUCAAAUGCUGCGGAUUCGGCUAAAAUACGGUUAGCGUGUAGACAAGUGAAUAUUGAAGUGAUGCUAAUUAAGAAUCUUAUCCAGCAAACCAUAUUGUGAC
Messenger RNA from Hemibagrus wyckioides, 5786 nucleotides. RefSeq names its product potassium inwardly rectifying channel subfamily J member 19a (gene kcnj19a). The transcript has 3 exons. Gene Ontology annotation, cellular component: plasma membrane. NCBI's taxonomy places the organism in Eukaryota, Metazoa, Chordata, Actinopteri, Siluriformes, Bagridae. The record is from RefSeq and is a predicted model, not a curated record. Bases 405 to 1937 code for a protein of 510 amino acids. Gene Ontology annotation, biological process: regulation of monoatomic ion transmembrane transport; potassium ion import across plasma membrane. Gene Ontology annotation, molecular function: G-protein activated inward rectifier potassium channel activity.